Messenger RNA from Cantharellus anzutake, 1392 nucleotides. RefSeq lists its product as uncharacterized. The record is from RefSeq and is a predicted model, not a curated record. NCBI's taxonomy places the organism in Eukaryota, Fungi, Basidiomycota, Agaricomycetes, Cantharellales, Hydnaceae. The transcript has 6 exons. The annotation marks the transcript as partial.
AUGCUUGUUCCCGAUUCGAUCAACGUUGCAAAGCAUGUCGAUCUAAUCUGCACCCAGACCCUCUUCCCCAAUGAGUUCUCGAGGGGCAGCCGGAUCGUCUUCUUAUUGAAAGAAGACGAAGACUAUGUUGGUGAGGCCAACACCGCACCAAUUGACCCCGACCCGAUCAGGAGCCCUAAUGUGCCUCCAGAUGAGCUAGACUCGUUUAGAGUGGUGGCUGAUACAGAAGCCCCAGCUGCAAUCACUGCCGAUCUGGACCUCACACCGAUUGACACAGAGACUCAGUCAGCGGUGAGAAGCACAGGCCCUUCAGCACCUGUGCCCCUACUUCCAACACAAGUGGGAGACCUACCGCUCUCCGUUGUUGCACCACGAGAAGAUGUGCCAUGGAGGGAAUUCAUCCAGACAUUUGUUCCUGAAGGACCUUCAGAGCCUGCAUCAACUGUGCCUGGACGAACCCUAGAUCCAACUAGGGCAUCUAAACAGAUGCUGUGUGACCAAGGGACUUUUCCCAUGGUUACAAUGACUUGGAAUCUGCAUGACGACAACGGCCUGCCCAAGUUUGUCCAUGUCCCAGGUUCAGGGGAUCCUGGAAUGCAGAUGGCCACUAUAUACCCUGACCCAGAAAGUGAGGAAUCUGCCUCAUCACUGGCGUGGAUACCUUCCCAUUGGAAAGAGAAUGGUUCAUCAGAUUCUGAUAAUGCAGAUGUUGAGGCAGGAUUGCCUCGUAUAUCUUGUCAUGGAACUGGUUUGGCCAUUGUGGUCAACCAGCGAGGUGAAAUCAAGAGGAAGCAAAGACACCUCUUUGCUACUCCUGCACCAAGUGAAGCAUCCAAGGAAUAUAGGAUGCGAGUGGAUGACGAUGUGGCAUAUGUCUAUAUGCCGCAUGGUCUUGAAUCAGAACACCAAGGCCAUGCUCGAGAACUGGAGAGUAGGCUAAAUACCUACAGGCAGUUCAAGGCACAAGUGCCUCCUGGUGGUGGCGACAGCGAUGCGGCCACCUUCUUUGGCCUUAAUUGGCCUAGUAAACAACAUGAACAAGAGCAGGAGCUGAGACAAGAAGUCUUGACUCCCCAGCCUACUGUUCGUCAUAUGCCGGGUCCUCAGGUUGAGGCCCUGAUAAACCUAAUUUCUCCUGUGAAAAGAGAGUUCAGCAACAAUCUGAACCCUCUUCGGGUGAUGAGCUCAAUUGUUCCGAGGAUGUAUGACCCCUGGAGACCUGGAGGGUUUCAAGGGCAAUCUUGUAAGAAGGGUAUCGAACCUUGUAAAGGCUCGUAUCCUAACACCUCUCCCAGCCGAUGUAAAACCAGAGUUACUGAAAAAGAACUCUGUGCCAUUCCCCACCACUUUGUGGUCUGGGGAAAUGAUCUCGAAAAAUUCGAGAACUGGCUG